This is a messenger RNA of Closterium sp. Naga37s-1, 1053 nucleotides long. NCBI's taxonomy places the organism in Eukaryota, Viridiplantae, Streptophyta, Zygnematophyceae, Desmidiales, Closteriaceae. The record is from the annotation of a GenBank genome assembly.
AUGCUGACUAAUGCCAUCGCUCCCGUGUACCCUUGCUCCCGCGAACAACGGCUGGGCGUCUCGGGGGAAGGCGGAAAGGUGAGGCUGGAGGAUGGAUUGGGUCUGCGUGCUGCCAACUGCUUUUCAAUCCAAACCCGUAGUGUACAGGACAUCUCCAAAGCCACAGGGGCCGUACCCCUCACCUUCCACCCCUUCAUAUCCCACGAGGCGCAGCAACGCAUGCUGACCCUUCCCCUGCUUUCUUUCCCCUGCAUCCCCCCCUUUCCCACCCUCCCCCUUCCCUCCCAUCCCCACAGUGUGGGCAGCAAGGAGAGCUACUCGUUCGAAGAGGAUAUCGCCAAAGCCACAGGCGCUGUACCGCUCACCUUCGAUCCCUUCAUCUCCCAAGAGGCGCAGCAACGCAUGCUCGCCCUGCCCUUUCUCCGUUACUUCCCUGAAGGCCUCUCGGGCAGAGUGAAACUUUCCAAGAACAGAAAGAUGUUUCCGAGCUACACCUUUUCGACUCUGCCCGAGCUCAUGGCUACUCACAGCAGCAUAUACAUGGAUGUGCUCAAGAUAGACUGCGAGGGGUGUGAGAUUGAGAUGAUCCGAGACCUGGAGCAGGCCAUGGGGGGAGAUUCCAAGGCUGGGCUUGUGCGGUUCGGAGGGAAGCUUCCUUUCGGCCAGCUGCUGCUGGAGUUUCACAAGAUCCACGUUCCUAAAGUCACGCUACCUCUCAUCUACGCAAUUGAGAACCUCGGUUAUCGUAUUUUCCAUGUUGAAAUGAACCCGCUCUGCUCCAAGUGUAUGGAGAAGAUCAGUACUGCCACCAAAGAUCAUCUCUGGAGUUGGCGUGUUUCUCCUCUGCUCACUUCGCCACUGCCAACCGAGCCACCUGCUUCGCUGCUCUGCCCCGAAUUGCUAUCUACUGUUAUUUCAGGUAAGAUACAGCAGCCACAGCUCGCCCCUACCGCCGUUCCUUCCCACCUCUUUGCAUCCCCGCUUCAGAAGAACAGCACUGCCACGGAGAUAUCGACUCUGGAGUUGGCGUGUUUCUCCGCUGCCCACUUUUGA